Molecule: messenger RNA, 1602 nt
Organism: Exophiala mesophila
Lineage: Eukaryota; Fungi; Ascomycota; Eurotiomycetes; Chaetothyriales; Herpotrichiellaceae
Exons: 7
Coding region: 1-1602 (533 amino acids)
Source: RefSeq, a predicted model, not a curated record
AUGGUUCGAGACUGGAAAGAGGUUGUCGCUGAAAAGCGAGCCGAGGUGGGGAAACAAUUGCCACAAGAAUGGCGCCUCUCAAAGGAUAUCCUCGAUACCAUUAGCCCAAGUGCCGACACCAAUGUUCUGGAUGUCCCUUCGAAAUGCGGUAUCCUGACUCCCAAGGAGCUUGAGAUCACGGAGAAAUAUGAUGCUGUUGACCUCGUUGCCAAACUUGCGAGCAAGGAACUGUCGUCAUACGAUGUUACGUUGGCGUUUUGCAAACGUGCUGCAAUUGCUCAUCAAGUUACCAAUUGCUUGACCGAAAUGUUCUUUGAACAAGGUUUAGAAAGGGCCAAAUAUCUGGAUGAGUAUCUGGAGAAAGAGGGUAAACCACUGGGGCCGCUUCAUGGCUUGCCAAUCAGUCUCAAGGAUUCGUUCAAUCUCAAAGGCAUCAACUCAUGCAUUGGCUAUGUGUCUUUCAUCAGUCAUCCUCCAGCAGAUACGAACUCGCCUCUGGUCGACAUCCUUUUGCAAGCCGGCGCAGUUCUGUACGUCAAAACCAACAUCCCACAAACCCUGAUGACGGCAGACUCGGACAAUAAUGUCUUCGGCCGCACAAUGAAUCCGUACAAACUGAGCAUCAAUGCCGGGGGUAGUAGUGGUGGAGAAGGAGCAUUGGUAGGCAUGAGAGGUUCGAUUUUGGGCGUAGGCACCGAUAUUGGAGGCUCCAUCAGAAUUCCUGCUCUCUGUUGCGGAACCUUUGGUUUCAAGCCAUCGACUGACCGUAUUCCAUUCGGAGGCCAAGUAAUGCCGAUCCGUGAUGGGUGGGCCGGUAUCAUCCCUGUUGCAGGCCCUCUUGCCAACAGUGCUAGAGAUCUGAGACUCUUUCUCCAGACGGUCAUUCAAGCUAAGCCUUGGAAAUUUGACUACAGUGCUGUGGCCAUUCCCUGGAGUCCCACGCCUGUGAAGAAGAGCCUGACCAUUGGAGUUAUCUUCGAGUGUCCAACAUUCCCAGUGACGCCGCCUAUACUUCGUGCCGUCAAGACAGCGACUAAAAAGUUGCAGGAGGCGGGUCACAAGAUUGUUAUGUUGGAAAAUUUUCCAUCGUUCGCAGAAGUGACCAAGGCGGCAUGGGACUUCUUUGAUAUUGAUAAUUCGCUCGCAGGAUUCAAAUUUAUCGAGGAUUCGGGCGAACCUUGGGUGCCUUCGGUCAAGGACAUGUACACCCCACCUCCGGAGGGUCGAAAGACCAAGACCAUGGAUGCUUUCUUGGAUCACACGGCAGGCAGAUCCAAGUUGCAAGAAAAAUGGUUUAAAAUCUUUAUGGAGAACGAGAUGGAUGUCCUUUUGACACCUGGUUCUCAUUGCACUGCAGUGCCACACGAUACCUUCAGGAUGCCGGCUUAUACUGCUUACUGGAACCUGCUCGCUUACCCUGCGUGUAUCAUACCAUAUCUGCACGCCGACAAGUCUGUGGAUGUCGCGGACUCAAAAGUUCCAGCGUAUGAGCCGGAAAAGGUAGAUGGUGCGCCUUGCAACGUCCAGGUCAUUGCGCGACCGGAACUGGACGAAGAGUUGAUAUCUGCUGUGGAAGUAAUAGCAAAGGAUCUAGGAAUCUAA